Molecule: messenger RNA, 1052 nt
Organism: Candoia aspera
Lineage: Eukaryota; Metazoa; Chordata; Lepidosauria; Squamata; Candoiidae
Product: parvalbumin, thymic CPV3-like
Exons: 3
Coding region: 57-569 (170 amino acids)
Cellular component (GO): cytoplasm
Molecular function (GO): calcium ion binding
Source: RefSeq, a predicted model, not a curated record
UGUUUUUGCUUCUCUGAAACAGCGCUUUGCCUUACUUUCCUUUGGCAGAGUUCAAGAUGAGCAUUAGUGACUUCCUUAGUCCUUCUGAUAUUGCUGCUGCACUCCAAGAUUGUCAAGCUCCAGAUAGUUUCAACCACAGAAAAUUCUUCCAGCUUAGUGGUAUGUCCAAAAAGAGUAGCAGCCAACUCAAAGAUAUCUUCCAAAUCCUAGACCGUAAUCAAAGUGGAUUCAUUGAAGAAGAAGAGCUCAAAUAUUUCCUCCAGAGGUUUGAGGCUGAGGCUCGCUUGUUAACAGUGACAGAAACUGAAAAAAUUUUGGCAGCAGCAGACCAUGAUGGAGAUGGAAAAAUUGGAGCAGAAGGUAUGAGCCCAGUUGACUUGGAUUUGUCCUAUCAUGCAAUCCCUCCCGAACCUAGAAACAUGAGGAAAUGUAAUCGAUCGAUGGCUGUCUUUGGAAGCUGGGGGAGGAAUGGGAUCAUUGCUCCAGGUUCCAUAUAUGGAGGAGCUCCGAGCCAAACACUGGUUUCAAAAUGUGAAUUGAGCAGACGGAUUGAGAUGAUUGAUUCCUGACAGUGAAGCUAAGCUGCAGAAAGAUGUCUCCAAGAGUUGCUUUGAUAGUUUGAGAUGUUUUCCUCUUCACUGGGAGUUCCUCAGCUUUGUCCAUUACCUUCAACAAGGAAAAUGUUGAUGUGGGAGGCAGUAAGAAAAAGGGAGAGCGAGCUCUAAUUAACAUUCUGCCCUUGUCCCCUCGAUGGAGAAAAGAUUCCCCAGUAUCCCAUUUCCAACAGCCGUCAGUCAAAAAGGCUAAUAAAGUCAACAAUAAUCUCCAUCAGGAGUUUAGAACUCCUUCUGGUUAUGAAAGUUCAGUUUUGGUAUGAUAACUAUUCCAGCUGAAGAAUUGCAGAGGAGUCCACUCAGAAUCUUCCAACUGCUUCUUCUUUUGCUGCAGAAUUCCAGAAGAUGGUACAGUCCUAAAGCACUGGAAGUGGCCUUGCGUGACAGAAGAACUUGUGUUGCUUUGAGAGCAUUCUCUUGAGACCUUCAAACCCAAGG